Messenger RNA from Malurus melanocephalus (red-backed fairy wren), 1767 nucleotides. Its product is annotated as alpha-1-antiproteinase F-like. Gene Ontology annotation, biological process: negative regulation of endopeptidase activity. NCBI's taxonomy places the organism in Eukaryota, Metazoa, Chordata, Aves, Passeriformes, Maluridae. The coding region runs from base 108 to 1361 and encodes 417 amino acids. The record is from RefSeq and is a predicted model, not a curated record. The transcript is spliced from 5 exons. Gene Ontology annotation, molecular function: serine-type endopeptidase inhibitor activity.
CUAGAGGAUACCCUGCUUUGUGUUCAGCAGCAUAAACAACUGAGCAAGGACCCGUGCAGACCUGGUGAGUACAACAGGACCCUUUUUAAUUCACUAGUCACAGAAAUAUGAAGAUGUUGCUUUUCCUGUGUCUUUUACUUGCUGGAAUCCAUUCCAACACUUUUUGCUAUCAGCCUUACCAAGAAGGGGUAAGAAACCAGAAUCAAGGAGGACAACAGAACCGAAACAUGCUGUGGCAGAGUGUAAGCAACAGCGUUUGUCAAUUCGAAUGCUGUUUCUACAAAGAGAUUUCUUCUCUUGAAAACAGUGGGGAURUUUUCUUCUCUCCUUUGAGCAUCUCGACUGCCUUUGCAAUGGUGACUCUGGGUGCCAGAUCAGACACCCUGGAACAGAUUCUCAGGGUCCUUAGCUUCAACCCACGUCAGAUUUCUGAAAAUGACAUACAUGAAGGUUAUCGCCAGCUCAUGCAAAUGGUAAACAGAAGGAAUGAGGGGUUACAGCUGAAUAUGGGAAAUGUUCUGUUUGUGCUUGAUCGACUGAAGCCACAAGAAAAAUUUCUAAAUAAUCUCAGAAAAUACUAUGAAGGAGAAGUUUAUCCUAUGAACUUCAAGAAUCCUGCUCAAGCCCAGUUAAAGAUCAAUGAAUAUGUAGCAAGAAGAACCAAUGGGAAAAUCAAGGACCUCGUAAAUAACCUUGAUCCACUUACUGAAAUUCUCCUUAUUAGCUAUAUUUAUUUUAACGCUGAAUGGGAAAAGCCUUUCGAUCCAAAAUACACUAAAAAGAGCAAAUUUUUUGUGAAUGCAAACAAGGCGGUUGAAGUCCCGAUGAUGUUUGGAUAUGGCCUGUUCAAGCAUGGCUAUGACGAGCAGCUGUCUUCCACUGUGGUGCAAAUGGAUUACAAAGGAGGUGCUUCAGCAUUUUUCGUUCUGCCUGAUAGAGGACGAAUGAGGAAGCUGGAGAAAAGAUUGUCUUGUGAACGUAUAGCAAGGUGGAGGACAUUAGUCACAAAAAGCUCAGUAAAUCUGUAUCUUCCRAAAUUCACGCUUCACGGGACAUAUGACCUGAAAACUAUCCUAUAUAAAAUGGGCAUUAUGGAUCUAUUCACUGAUAAGGCUGACCUUUCUGGGAUCACUGGGCAGCCGCAGCACAGAAUUUCCCAGGCUAUUCAUAAGGCUGUGGUAAAGGUGGAUGAGACUGGCACCGAAGCAGCAGCUGCCACAGGCAUGGAAAUAGUGCCCAUGUCCGUUCCAGUCACCAUUAGAUUCAACAGGCCCUUCCUAAUGGUCAUAACUAUGGRGAACACUAUGGAGAACACUAUACUCUUCAUGGGGAAAAUUGUGAACCCUCUGAAAAAAGAUUAAGUUAAUGUACAAACUAGGUUUGUUGUGAUGACCACUCUUAAAUCAAGUAUUAGACCUGAUGACUAUGGCAUGGCUAUGGAGGGACUCUCUGCCUCUUAAUUGAUGUUAUUCACUGUUUUUUGUAGAUGAGAGUUUUCAUCAAUUUGUCAUAGUUGCAUGUGUGUUUGGACCUUGCUUUUUUUUUUUUUUUUUUUUUUUUUUUUUUUUUUUUUUUUUUUUUUUUUUUUUUUUUUUUUUAAGAAGGUUGCAUUCAUGCAGAACUGUCAUUAGCUGUGGGACAAAAUAGGUCUGUGUGAUACUGACAGCAUAGAUACAUCUUCUUGCAGGGAAGAUGAGGAGCAUGUGGGUGGACAGGAUUGUGUACAUCUGCUUCUUCCCUCAUGGCUGCCUUCUCUCCUGUUUUUUU